ACCCUAAAUCGCCCUUGCUGAGCCUCAUGGGAAUUGUAGUCUUGUUACGUGACCCGCUUGAUAACCGCGGAAGGUCGCGCGGAAAGGAGAGGAAAUGACCUAGCGCAGUGCUGGGGUUUCUGGGGGCUGUAGUCAAGAAGCCUUGUGGUUCGUCGUGACAGCGCCUGACAGCAGAGGCAGAAGAAACUACAACUUCCAGCAUGCCCUGCGGUCUCGUUAUUCGUGUUUUUUCUCCGCCCUACGAUUAUUCCCUUCCGCCCCCUUCUCUAAGCUGCACAGCCUGAAUAGAAGGGCUGGUCCAGCGGCGGCGGAGGCUGGCGCUGUCGUGAGAGGGAGGGCUCUGUGCGGAAGAGAUGAAUCGGACAAAGGGUGAUGAGGAGGAGUAUUGGAACAGCUCCAAGUUCAAGGCUUUUACCUUUGACGAUGAAGAUGAUGAGCUUUCACAGUUAAAGGAGUCCAAGCGGGCAGUGAACAGCCUCCGAGACUUCGUGGAUGAUGAUGACGAUGAUGACCUGGAGCGAGUCAGCUGGAGUGGGGAACCUGUGGGAAGUAUCUCAUGGUCCAUUAAAGAGACUGCUGGUAACAGCGGCUCAACCCACGAGGGGCGUGAACAGCUGAAGAGCCGAAACAGCUUCUCCUCCUAUGCACAACUACCCAAGCCUACUUCUACCUACUCCCUGAGCAGCUUUUUUAGAGGUAGAACUAGACCUGGAAGUUUCCAGUCCCUUUCUGAUGCUCUGUCAGACACACCUGCCAAAAGCUAUGCUCCAGAGCUGGGGAGACCCAAAGGGGAGUAUAGGGAUUACAGCAAUGACUGGAGCCCCAGUGAUACAGUGCGACGCCUCCGGAAGGGCAAGGUUUGCUCACUAGAGAGAUUCCGCUCCUUACAAGACAAACUACAACUCCUAGAAGAGGCAGUAAGCAUGCAUGAUGGAAACGUCAUUACUGCAGUUCUGAUUUUCCUGAAGAGGACACUGAGCAAAGAGAUCCUCUUCCGAGAGCUGGAGGUGCGACAGGUUGCCCUGAGACAUCUUAUUCACUUCCUUAAGGAAAUAGGGGAUCAAAAGUUGCUUUUAGACCUCUUCAGGUUCCUAGAUAGAACAGAAGAGCUUGCGCUAUCUCAUUAUCGAGAGCAUUUGAACAUUCAGGACCCUGACAAACGAAAAGAAUUUCUUAAAACCUGUGUUGGUUUGCCAUUUUCAGCAGAAGAUUCCGCACACAUACAGGACCAUUACAUGCUCCUGGAACGUCAGAUCAUUAUUGAGGCAAUUGAUCGCCAUCUAGAAUCAGCAGGACAGACUGAGAUCUUCCGAAAGCACCCCCGCAAAGCCUCCAUCCUCAACAUGCCACUAGUGACAACGCUUUUCUACUCCUGCUUCUAUCACUACACAGAGGCUGAGGGGACAUUCAGCAGUCCUGUCAACCUGAAGAAGACAUUUAAGAUCCCAGAUAAACAGUAUGUGCUGACAGCCCUGGCUGCUCGUGCCAAGCUUCGAGCCUGGAAUGAUGUAGAUGCCCUAUUCACCACAAAGAACUGGCUGGGCUAUACCAAGAAGAGAGCACCCAUUGGCUUCCAUCGGGUUGUCGAAAUUUUGCACAAGAACAAUGCCCCUGUGCAGAUAUUACAGGAGUAUGUCAAUCUGGUGGAAGAUGUGGACACAAAGUUGAACUUAGCCACUAAAUUCAAGUGCCAUGAUGUCGUCAUUGAUACCUACCGGGACCUGAAGGAUCGUCAACAGUUGCUAGCAUAUAGGAGUAAGGUAGAUAAAGGAUCAGCAGAGGAGGAGAAGAUUGAUGCUCUUCUCAGCAGCUCGCAAAUUCGAUGGAAGAAUUAAGUGGCAUUGACUACCCUGAAGCCUGCCUCAUUUCCUCCUCUCCUGCCUGUGAAAGCAGAGAGAGCUCUUCUUUGGGAGAGCUGUGGCAUCACAUCGCUUGGGCCCAUUACCCACAGGCAGUGCCAGCUACUGUUGACACAGAUAACUUCAGACUGAUCUUCUGUCCAAGGAACAUCAUCUGAGGAUCGAGAUCUAAAGCUUUGACUCAUGAGAAUGAUUCUCUCCACCUGGUGCUCAUAUGAAGGUGGGAGUGAUUUCUAGAUUGGGCCCCUACUGGGUAAGAUCUCACUUGGUCUGAGAAAAGUGACUGCUCCAGAAAGGAAGAGGUACAGGAGUCAUAGGGUGGCUACUCCAUUCCACUCAGCUAAAUAUGAUCCAGGACUUGGCGCUGGACAUUGGCAGUUCUGCUCUGAAUGAAGUCAGAACAGAACCAAAAUGGCCUCAGGAAGGAAUGCCAGUGUUUCCCAAGACCUGCUGGAGAUGCACUCACACCAGACUGCACAGACCCCUCCACAUUAUGCCACACAUGGCCUAGACAUUGUGUUUCCUCAGCCAUUUUCCCUCUGCUGCCCCAGUUUUCUCUGUCCAAAAGCCUAAGGUUCUUCUCUCACUUGAACACAGAUGACCUUGCUUGGGUAAUGAGACAUCCCCUUUAUCUCUUCCUCUACUGCUAGCCCAGACCCGUCACUUUAUAAGAAGCUCAAAUGCAGCAGUGCUGGAGAGCUCUCUCUUUAUGCAAAAAUCUCAUUUCACCAGGAGCUUUCAGAAGUUUCACCUGGGUUAAACUCAGCAGCAUUUCUGUUAGGAUAUUUAGAUGCAGGUUUUAUUUUCACACUUGGAUUCUUGCUCUGUACCAAUAUUUGCCUCCUUUUCUGUGACUGAACUGGGUUUUUCUGACAUGUCUAGACUCCUAAUAAAGGUAUUUCUUCCUUGGUGCCUUC
Messenger RNA from Pongo pygmaeus (Bornean orangutan), 2776 nucleotides. RefSeq names its product VPS33B interacting protein, apical-basolateral polarity regulator, spe-39 homolog (gene VIPAS39). The transcript has 20 exons. Gene Ontology annotation, biological process: vacuolar transport; intracellular protein transport. Lineage: Eukaryota; Metazoa; Chordata; Mammalia; Primates; Hominidae. The coding region runs from base 354 to 1835 and encodes 493 amino acids. Gene Ontology annotation, cellular component: cytoplasm. The record is from RefSeq and is a predicted model, not a curated record.